AAUAGCAUUUUGCACAUACCUUUGUUUGGGAUAUUCUAUAUAUCUAAUGAAGUGUUCAUUUUAUAUAUAUAUAGGUGGCUAUCGUUACUCCAUUUAAUUUUCCACUGGAAAUUCCUGUACUACAGUUGAUGGGUGCAUUAUACAUGGGAAAUAAGCCUGUACUGAAAGUUGACAGCAAGGUGUGCAUUGUAAUGGAACAAAUGCUCCGUCUGCUUCAUGAUUGCGGGCUGCCAUUGAAGGAUGUUGAUUUCUUAAAUUCUGAUGGAAAGACUAUGAACAAACUGCUUUUGGAGGGAAAACCGCGCAUGACUCUAUUCACUGGCAGCUCAAGAGUAGCAGAGAAAUUAGCUGGGGACCUUAAAGGUCGCAUAAAGCUCGAAGAUGCUGGGUUUGACUGGAAGAUCCUUGGCCCUGAUGUUGAUGAGGUGGAUUAUGUUGCGUGGGUUUGCGAUCAAGAUGCCUAUGCAUGUAGUGGUCAGAAGUGCUCAGCUCAAUCCAUACUUUUUAUGCAUGAGAAUUGGAGUCGAAGUCCUCUCAUCAAAUUAAUGAGUGAGCUUGCUGCUAGAAGAAAGUUAGAUGACUUGACAGUUGGUCCCAUUCUCACGUUUACUACAGAAGCAAUGCUGGGCCAUAUGAACAAGUUGCUGCAGAUACCAGGAUCUAAGAUUCUCUUCGGUGGCGAACCCUUGGAAAAUCAUUCCAUCCCUUCAAUAUAUGGUGCCAUUAAACCAACUGCUGUUUUUGUGCCUCUCGAAGAAAUCUUAAAGGAUGAAAACUACAAUCUUGUGACAACUGAAAUAUUUGGCCCAUUCCAGAUUGUCACUGAAUACAAGGAUGAUCAACUGCCUAAUGUCUUGAAUGCCCUUGAAAGGAUGCAUGCAAAUUUAACAGCUGCUGUAGUUUCAAAUGAUCAGCUGUUCCUGCAAGAAGUGAUCGGCAAUUCUGUCAAUGGGACAACAUAUGCUGGAAUAAGAGCAAGAACAACUGGCGCGCCACAAAACCACUGGUUUGGUCCAGCGGGAGAUCCAAGAGGAGCUGGUAUCGGGACACCGGAAGCAAUAAAGCUGGUAUGGUCUUGCCACAGAGAGAUCAUAUAUGAUGUUGGCCCUGUGCCAUCUGCUUGGCAACUUCCCCAGCCAACAUAACAAGGAAAUCCAAUCGUUUUGUAUUUUUGUAGCAAUGGAAUAAAAAGUGCGAGCAUUUUAACACGUGCUUCGAGCGAGGUGCGCCCUCUAAACGUUUUGAAUAUUUCCCAAUAAGAUCAAGCCAUUGUAUAACUCAAUGAAUAGUAAUUUGCAUUUGAAUUUGGUCCCUUAAAAAAAGUUCAAAUAUUAU
Molecule: messenger RNA, 1335 nt
Organism: Cuscuta campestris
Lineage: Eukaryota; Viridiplantae; Streptophyta; Magnoliopsida; Solanales; Convolvulaceae
Source: the annotation of a GenBank genome assembly